Molecule: messenger RNA, 2636 nt
Organism: Effrenium voratum
Lineage: Eukaryota; Dinophyceae; Suessiales; Symbiodiniaceae
Source: the annotation of a GenBank genome assembly
UCCGGCGAGCUCGACGGACAUGCUAUGCUUGCUAUGCACUUGCCAUGGCACCUAGACGAGGGCUGCAAGUUCAGUAUCACGUCCGUGCGGGCCGCGACCCGAAGGAGACCUUCGACGCUGCAGCAAGAUAUGCUGCUUUCCACGGCUUCUGCUGCAUAGAAACGGAGGCCCAGGAUGCUGGUCCGGCGCUGGCGGAAGCCCGGGGCAUGGAGGGCUUCUUGAAAGAGCCCCCGGAGAUCGUCAUCGACGGGCUCCUUGGAGAGGACGGCUCUGCGCGUAUCGCUGCGUUGGACGAGUCUGAGGGCGCGCUGAAGCGCCUGGACGGUUUGUUGGGCACCUUCGCCUCCGGCCUUGCGGCCUGCGACUCCGCCGGCGAGGUGGGUGUGCGGGACGCUGAGCGCAGCCCUGUGCUCUUGCACGAGGCCAGCAUGGCAGACCACGAAUACCCAGCCAUCACUGAGGUGGAGGCGGAGGCAUGGUUGCCAAUCUUCCUAAGGCAGCGGUUGAUGCUCAUUCUCUUCCUAGGGCCCGGCCGAGGCACGUUGGAGCUCCAGCCCUAUGAUGAGGAGGGCUGCCCAAUGCGCGUGGCCACGGAGCCCGGGAUGCUGUGCGCGGUCCGCGCCGAUCUCUUGUGGCGGAGGUUCAGCUGCGCUCCCGGAGUUCACAGCUACGCGCUGAGCUGCUUCCUGCUUAGGAGAGAGGGCGCUGCUGCUGGCGACAUUGCGAGGACGCCAGUGGCGGAGCGCUUGGACACCUGGCUGUUGCGGCGCAUUGAGGCGCUGGCUGAGAAGGGCAACGACCCUAGGUGGCAGUACAGCUUGGAUCACAUGUAUCACAAGGAGGAGCAGUACGCGGUGCGGGGCCUUGCCAACAAGAUCAGUGUUAACUGGGACCCGUACUAUUUCACCAACGCGCUGCUCUCCGGCUCCGACUUUGUUACAGAGGUGCCUCACACUCGAUGGGACCACAACACGUACUUCUCCAGCGAGCCUGACUCGUGGAAGAUGAUGAAGGUCUCCUGCUACCACAGCUCCUUCGUGGAUGGCAUGGAGCUCUUCGAUGCCCGGUUUUUCAGGAUUGCGCCGGCUGAAGUAAAGAGUAUGGACCCUAUGCAGAGGCAGAUCCUGGAGGUGGGCUACGCAGCUCUGCACGCUGCUGGGCACAACACCAAAACGCUUCUGCAAUCGCUGACGGCCAUCUUUGUGGGCUCCCCCACCAGUGAGUGGACGAUGAUCGACACUGGCCCGGAGGAGUCCGGCGGAUGCGCACAACGUUCAGCUGGUACAGGAGUUGCGGCCUCGAUCAUGUCCAAUCGCUUCUCCUUCGUGUUCGGAAUGAACGGCCCCAGCGUAACCUUUGAUACGGACGCUUCCACCAGCCUCGUCGUGUUGGACGCCGGUGUCGUGGCGCUGGACGGGCGACGGACACAAGCGACCAUGAGCAGCUGUACCGGGGUCGUAGCAGUGCUGACGCCUUUGACGUGGUUGGGUCGCAUCGCGCUGGGUCAUCUGACCAAGCUGGGGCGGUGUUUCACCUACGACCAGUGUUGCGAUGGGUGGUCCAAGAGCGAGCACGUGGCCUCCUGUGUGGUGGAUAUGCUCACAAACACGGUGGAUGGCCUGCUCGUGGAGGAUGACCGGCCCUACGUUGGGACAGUGGCCGGGGUGGCGGUGACGCACAUGGGCCAGGCCGCGACCCUGGGGACGCCCCAUGGGCCUGCGGUGCAGAAGGCGGUGCUGGACGCCUGCCGCCAGAGCGGGCUGAGCUGUACUUCCGUGGAUGCCAUGGAGUGCAACGGGGACGCUUUGCCCCUCAACGACGCUGUGGAGGUUCAUUCCAUCCGGGCUGCCUUGCAAGCUGGGAUCGACCGCAUCCCGCUGCAAGCCGCCACGGUGAAGAGCGGGGUUGGGAACGGCUUGCAAGCCGCGGCUCUGGCAGGGCUCAUCAAGGUGCUGCUUGGCCAGAGGAAGGGAAUGAUGCACCUAACGCAGCACUUGCAUCAGAUACAUCCGCUGCUGCAGGAUGCACAGGAGCAAAACGUGAUGUUCGCGUCAGAGAACCUGAGCUUCUACACCAGGAGCUCCGUGCACGGCAUCACGGCCAUGGGCUGGGGCGGCACCCUGGGCUGCGUGAUGUGCACCGGGAGCACUGCCGAGUACUACAGGCCUGUGAGCAGCAGGACCUCCCCGCUGAUGCUCUGGCUUGGCGGCGGAGGUUCCGCUCCCACGCCGCAGAAGGCGUACUACCUGGUGGGGUCCUGGAACCGCUGGGGUGAGGGCAUCGCCAUGGAGGAGGAGGCCUUCGGGAUUUAUGUGGCCACCCUAGAGAUGAGGCAAAGCCUGGAGGAGUUCUGCAUCUCUGUGGACGGAAAGGCGGUUUUACAGCCAGACCCCCACUGGACCCAGUCCGGCUCCAGGGCCUUCUACCACGAGCAGCCAGGAAAGUCCGGGAAAGGCUGGAGCAUCCAAGCUGAGGCGGGCAGCCAGUUUCAAGUGCGGCUGCUGGUCUCUGGCAAGUGGCAGGUGGUCACUUGGGAGAGGACAAAAGGUCAGCACGCAAUUCAACAGAGCUAGCUGAAUUGCGUCGAGCUGGUUGCGUUGAAUCCCCCGCAACUGCGCAGCGAAUUGCUUUCGGCU